UAUCAGAGUUCAGACUGUAUACAUUCUGAGUUGCUAUCUCGCUCUCAUACAUCAGACAGGACUUGCACAGCUCAUUGCGUUCUUCUUUCGGCUGUUCGUUGAGAAUCCGUGGAGAUGGGCGCGAAGAAGCCUUACGUGAUCGCCGUCGUCAUUCAGCUUAUCUACGCCGGCAUGUUCGUCGUCUCCAAGGCAGCCUUCGACAUGGGGAUGAACACCUUCGUCUUCAUCUUCUACAGAAUGGUCGCCGCGUCGCUCCUCCUGCUCCCCAUUGCGAUUGUCCUCGAAAGGAAGAAUGUGCGGUCUUUGUCCUUGGUUCUGCUCCUGAAGCUCUUCUUCUAUGCCUUGAUCGGGAAUACAUUUAGCUUGAACCUGUACAACGUAAGCAUGAAGUUCACGUCGGCGACGGUGGCAUCUGCGUCGAGCAACUCCAUGCCCGUCGUCACCAUCUGCCUGGCGCUGCUGCUGAGGAUGGAGGUGGUGAAGCUGCGGAGCCUUUCCGGCACGGCCAAGGUCGCCGGCGUGGCGCUCUGCCUCGCCGGCGUCUUCAUCCUCGCCUUCUACACCGGGCCGGCGCUGAGCCCCGUGAAUCCCCACCGCGCCUUCGCUGUCGCCCACGCCACUAACAGCAAGAUUCCGAGCAGGAUGACGUGGAUCAAAGGAACCUUCUUCAUGGUCCUCGCCAACGUCACAUGGGCCCUCUGGAUCGUCCUUCAGUCCGCACUGCUCAAAGAGUACCCCAAUAAGAUGCUAGUUACGGUGACACAAUGCGUGUUUAGCACGGUGCAGUCAUUCGUCGUUGCAGUGGUGGCUGAGAAAGACUUCUCCAAGUGGAACCUCCGGCUAGACAUCAGCUUCAUCGCCAUCGUUUACACUGGGUUUGUGGUGACGGGAGUGUCCUACUAUCUACAAGCGUGGUGUAUGGAGAUGAAAGGCCCCGUGUUUCUAGCAAUGUGGAACCCACUCUGCUUCGUCUUCACAAUAUUCUGCUCCUCUUUCUUUUUGGGAGAGAUUGUCCACCUUGGCAGCAUUGUGGGUGGAGCUCUGCUGGUUGGCGGGCUUUACAGCGUGUUGUGGGCUAAAAGCAGGGAGACUAGGAUCACGUUGAUGAGUAGCAUGGCGAAGAUGACCGAUGAAAUGCAAGAUGAGCAGGGACACAAGAAAUCACAAGAGAAGGAUGAUGGAAACAAAGAGCAAGAGAAAUCAACGUCAGCGUUGGGGGUUGAGCAAGUGUAGAGGUGUACCACAAAACAUGGGUACAAUUUUGGUUGUAGCGUUACUGAGUAUGAUGCCUAUAAAAAUAGGCCAUCUAUCUUGGUUGUGAAAAAAAAAAGAAUUAAAAUAUUGCUGGGUGAUCAUUGAGCAGACCCUAGACCA
Setaria italica (foxtail millet) is the source of this 1374-nucleotide messenger RNA. Its product is annotated as WAT1-related protein At5g64700. The coding region runs from base 115 to 1233 and encodes 372 amino acids. Gene Ontology annotation, molecular function: transmembrane transporter activity. The transcript is spliced from 6 exons. Lineage: Eukaryota; Viridiplantae; Streptophyta; Magnoliopsida; Poales; Poaceae. Gene Ontology annotation, cellular component: plasma membrane. The record is from RefSeq and is a predicted model, not a curated record.